UUCCUCGGCUCCCGCAUCACCCUCAUCACGCACGCCUGACACGCGCACGUCUCGAGCCAAGACCCAGGCGGUGCGCUUUUACACGAGGAGCUUUACGCACCGGCAGUCCUGAUGGACGGCGACACCCUGAACCAGCUCGGCGCAGAGGGUUCUGGAGCCAACUCGAGCAAGGACCCCGGCGGCGGCGGGGAGUGGAGCUCGUACGCGGCCGUGCGCGGCGUCAUGACCACGGCGUACACGCUGAUCGUGCUGGUGGGCGUGCUGGGCAACGUGACGCUGCUGAAGAUCUUCGUGAGCACCAGCGCCAUGAGGAGCGUGCCCAACAUCUUCAUCAGCAGCCUGGCGGCGGGCGACUUGUUGCUGCUUGUCACCUGCGUGCCGGUCGACGCCUUCCGCUUCUUCUCCGACGACUGGAUGCUCGGAGAGGCUGCGUGCAAGCUGCUGCCCGCUGUGCAGCUCACCUCCGUCGGCGUGUCCGUCUUCACGCUGACCGCACUCAGCGCCGACAGGUACAAGGCCAUCGUGAAGCCCAUGGACAUCCAGACAUCCAGCGCCAUUUUGUGGACGUGCUUGAAGGCCGCCGCCAUCUGGCUGUUGUCCGUUCUGCUUGCCAUCCCCGAGGCCGUCUUCUCCCAGGUCGUCUCCAUGCAGGGUCAGAGGGGCACCGAGAACGUGACCUUCGCCAACUGCGUGCCGUACCCUCUGUCCGAUCAGACGCACCCCAAGGUCCAUGCUGUCAUACUCUUCCUGGUCUACUUCCUGUUCCCGCUGACCGUCAUUUCGGUGUACUACUACCACAUUGCGCGUACCCUCAUGCACAGUGCGCAUGACAUGCCGGGCGAGGUCAGCGAGCACACCAAGAGACAGAUGGAGACGAGGAAGCGCUUGGCCAAGAUCGUGCUGGUGUUUGUGGCUUUGUUUGCUGUGUGCUGGCUCCCCAACCACGUCCUAUACCUCUACCGCUCCUUCCACUACCAGCAGGUGGACCUGUCGCUAGUGCACCUGCUGCUAACGCUGCUCGCUCGCAUCCUCAGCUUCUCAUCGUCCUGCGUCAAUCCGUUCGCGCUCUACCUGCUCAGCGACAGCUUCCGACGACACUUCAACAGUCAGCUGCGAUGUGGCAACGUGCGUCCUGACCGUCAGGCGAGCUACCAGCACAGUACAUCACACAUACGUCUGACCUCCAUCAAAAGGGCCACGCCCACCAUCGCCAUGGGCAACAGGCAGGAAGUGUGACCAGCAGGCAGCAGGAUAAGGUCACGUGACUGCCGGCUCCGCUCAGAAGAAGUGUUGUGUGAUGAAGUGUUAGACUCAUCAAUUCAUUUGGAUUCAUUUGAAAGUUUUACGCAGGAACAGAUUAAUU
Messenger RNA from Phycodurus eques (leafy seadragon), 1363 nucleotides. RefSeq names its product neuromedin B receptor (gene nmbr). Bases 112 to 1236 code for a protein of 374 amino acids. Gene Ontology annotation, cellular component: membrane. Lineage: Eukaryota; Metazoa; Chordata; Actinopteri; Syngnathiformes; Syngnathidae. Gene Ontology annotation, biological process: G protein-coupled receptor signaling pathway. The transcript has 5 exons. The record is from RefSeq and is a predicted model, not a curated record. Gene Ontology annotation, molecular function: G protein-coupled peptide receptor activity.